CACACACAAAUCACACUGACCCCUGGAACCCCAAAGACAAACAGCAGAAAGCGCCCCCAGGCAAAAUGAGCUCAGAACCUUCCUGCUGCCUGGGCGCACAGGGCAGGCUCCGGGGCCUUCUCUAAAAGGAAACCGCCCCUGAAGCCAGAGGGACUGCCCAAAGUGGGGCUGGGGGUGUGGAGCCUACACUGAUGCUCUCAGGCCGUUUCCACUCUUGCUGGUUCUGAUGCUCCUUUCUUUUGCCGCAAGCAACCCUACUGGAAAACUGGGAAAUGUCCAACAAUGAAGUUAGGACAGUGGCCCAUAAAACAUCCGCUUCCAACCUGCGUCCUUAGUCUCUGUCUAAAGGCCCAAGAUACAGUGAGCCUUUAACACGUUCUCUGUGUUCUUCCUAUUUCUCUAUUCCUUCUCCAUGUCCGGUGGGGUUCUCUACCCUCUCUCCAUCCAACGUGCCAAUAACCCCUCUUUUCUCUUUCAUUCUCGCCACGUUUCCCUCCUUUCUUCCACGUGCGCCCAACGGUACCGCCCAGAAAACGAACUAGAUGCGUUGGACCGGGCACGCGCGCAUUAGGAACGCCAGCUAGACGGAGCCCUGGGAUCCUGGGGGUGGGGUGGGGGUCCCCGCAAACCUUGCCCGGCGAGCAGGGUUUUGCCCUCCGGCGCCUCUAGCGGCGCCUCCCGGAAGUCUGACUGCUGAGGCCUGAGUUGCAGGGACUGAAUGGCAGACUGAGAGGAGGAACAGACCAUGAGGGCAGCGCAGAGCUUCCUCUCCCUCUCCCAAGGCCGACUGCUCCUCGUGCUGGUUCUGACACUGCUCCAUGACUCUCUAGCCGAAGAUGUAAUUUUUCAUCCUGAAUGGGAGUUUGACUCGUAUGAAAUCACCGUUCCCGAGAAGCUGAGCUUCCGAGGAGACGCGCAGGGUGUGGCCAGUCCCGUGUCCUACCUUCUGCAGUUGAAAGGCAAGAAGCGUGUCCUCCAUUUGUGGCCCAAGAGGUUUCUGUUGCCCCGACAUCUGCGCGUUUUCUCCUUUACGGAACGUGGGGAACUGCUGGAGGAUCGCCCUUAUCUACCCAAGGACUGCAACUACGUGGGCUCGGUGGAAGAGUCUCCGGACUCUAAAGCUACUAUAAGCACAUGCAUGGGGGUUCUCCGAGGUAUAUUCAGCAUCGAUGCCGAGCAUUACCAAAUUGAGCCCCUCAAGACCUCUCCCAGUUUUGAACACGUCGUGUAUCUCCUGAAGAAAGAGCAGCCUGGCAGUCAGGUCUGCGGUUUAAGCGAUGAUGAACUAGAAUGGCAGAUGGCCCCUGGUGAGAAUCAGGCUAGGCUAAGGGACUUUCCCGGAUCCUAUAAGCACCCAAAGUAUUUGGAAUUGGUCCUGGUCUUUGAUCAAAGUAGGUACAGGCUUGUGAACAACAAUCUUUCUCAAGUCAUACACGAUGCCAUUCUUUUGACUGCGAUUAUGGACACCUACUUUCAAGAUGUUCGUAUGAGGAUACACUUAAAGGCUCUGGAAGUAUGGACGGAUUUUAACAAAAUACGCGUUGGAUAUCCAGAGUUAGCUGAAGUUUUAGGCAGAUUUUUGAUAUAUAAAAAGAAUGUGUUAAAUGCUCGGCUCUCAUCAGAUUGGGCACAUUUAUAUCUUCAAAGAAGAUUUAAUGAUGCUCUUGCGUGGUCCUUUGGAAAAGUCUGUUCUCUAGACCUUGCUGGGUCAGUGAGUACUUUGCUAGAUACAAAUAUCCUUGCCCCCGCCACCUGGUCUGCUCACGAGCUGGGUCAUGCCGUGGGGAUGUUACACGAUGGGCAGUACUGCCAGUGCAGGGGCCGGCUUGAUUGCAUCAUGGGCUCGGGGCGCGCUGGGUUUAGCAAUUGCAGUUACAUCGCUUUUUUUAAACACGUCUCUUCAGGAGCAACGUGUCUAAAUAACAUCCCAGGACUUCGUUAUGUGGCUAAGAGAUGUGGCAACAAAAUCGUAGAAGGCAGUGAGGAAUGUGACUGUGGUUCCCCAGAGGAGUGUCAUAAAGAUCGGUGUUGCCAAUCGAGUUGUAAGUUGCAACCAGGUGCCAACUGCAGCACUGGACUUUGCUGUCACGAUUGUCGCUUUCGUCCAUCUGGAUACGUGUGUAGGCAGGAGGAAAACGAAUGUGACCUUGCAGAGUACUGUGAUGGGAAUUCAAGUCACUGCCCAAGUGACGUGUAUAAGCAGGAUGGAACCCCCUGCAAGUAUGAAGGCCGUUGUUUCAGGAAGGGGUGCAGAUCCAGAUACAUGCAGUGCCAAAGCAUUUUUGGGCCUGAUGCCAGGGAGGCUCCCAGCCAGUGCUAUGAUGCAGUUAACUUAAUAGGUGAUCAAUUUGGUAACUGUGAGAUUACAGGAAUUCGACAUUUUAAAAAGUGUGACAGUGAAAAUUCAAUAUGUGGCAGGCUGCAGUGUAUAAAUGUCGAAACCAUCCCUGAUUUGCCAGAGCAUACGACUAUAAUUUCUACUCAUUUACAGGCAGAAAAUCUCAUGUGCUGGGGCACAGGCUAUCAUCUAUCCAUGAAACCCAUGGGGAUCCCUGACGUGGGUAUGAUAAAUGAUGGCACCUCCUGUGGGGGAGACCGGGUCUGUUUUAAGAAAAAUUGUGUCAAUAGCUCAGUCCUGAAGUUUGACUGUUUGCCUGAGAAAUGCAACACCCGAGGCGUCUGCAACAACAGGAAAAACUGCCACUGCAUGUAUGGCUGGGCACCCCCGUUCUGUGAGGGGGUGGGCUAUGGAGGGAGCGUGGACAGCGGGCCUCCAGGACUGCUAAGAGGGGUGAUUCCCUUGUCAAUUCGGAUCGUGGCCAUCAUAAUGUUUCGCCUCAUUUUAUUAAUCCUUUCCAUGGUUUUUGUGUUUUUCCGGCAAGAGAUAGGAAACUAUUUAAAACCCAACAAGGAAAAGCUGCCACCAUCCGAAGCAAAAACUGGACAGGAAGAAUCUAAAACAAAAACCAAACAGGGAGAUUCUAAAGCAAAAACCAUACAGGAAGAAUCUGAAACAGCAAAAGCUGGACAGGAAGAAUCAAAAGCAAAAGCUGGACGGGAAGAAUCUGAAGCAAACGUUGAAAGUAAACCACCCAAAGCAAAGAGUGUCAAGAAACCAAAAAAGUAACCAGGCGACCCACACUCAUUCAGUCACUCAUUUAAGCAGUUCAUCGUUUCAGGGAAGGCUUUUCAUCCUUCUCCCAAUAUUUUUUUACUUCAGUUUUUCUCACAAGCUUUGAUUAGCAAAUAAAUGACAUUCUUGUUUUGGAAACCAACCAGUGCGUUCUGCUUCUCUAGGAUUCACCUGCCCCCCAGUUUGUGAUCAAGUUGCGAGUAUGUUGAAAAUCAGGCUCUCGUGGCUUUUCCACACGCUGAAGCUCUGAGAGCAGCGGGUUUCCUGGAAUUACCGUGGUAUUCAAAGUACAGCCUGUUUCUGAGAAUCCGGGGAAGGAAGCAAUUGUCUGCGUCUCCCUCUCCCGCCCCCAACUGGAUCCACGUGAACACCCGCGCCUACACCCGUGCUGAUCAUUAAAUGCUGACAACACA
Callithrix jacchus (white-tufted-ear marmoset) is the source of this 3546-nucleotide messenger RNA. RefSeq names its product ADAM metallopeptidase domain 30 (gene ADAM30). Gene Ontology annotation, biological process: proteolysis; male gonad development. Lineage: Eukaryota; Metazoa; Chordata; Mammalia; Primates; Cebidae. Gene Ontology annotation, cellular component: sperm head plasma membrane; plasma membrane; external side of plasma membrane. Gene Ontology annotation, molecular function: metalloendopeptidase activity. The record is from RefSeq and is a predicted model, not a curated record.